AUGGGCUCCAAUGUUUCAUCUGUGCAUGAUGUUCCUUCACCGAUGGUUUUGGAAACCAAGAAUGGUUUGAUUGUAGAAAUCGAAUCAAGAAGACAAUGGAGAUCACUCUUUGAUUCCAUGAAAGGCUCAAAUAAAUUGCUGGUGAUUGACUUCACAGCUGGAUGGUGUGGACCUUGUAAAGCAAUGGAACCUAGAGUUAAAGAGAUCGUUUCAAGGUAUCCAGAAGCUGUUUUUGCUAAGGUUGAUGUGGAUAGACUAAUGGAUGUGGCUGGGACAUAUAGAGCUAAUACACUUCCAGCUUUUGUUUUUGUGAAGAGAGGAGAAGAGAUUGAUAGGGUUGUUGGAGCCAAACCUGAUGAGCUUGUGUACAAGAUUGAAAAGCAUAGGGUUUUGAAUGUUUAA
This is a messenger RNA of Thlaspi arvense, 402 nucleotides long. The record is from the annotation of a GenBank genome assembly. Lineage: Eukaryota; Viridiplantae; Streptophyta; Magnoliopsida; Brassicales; Brassicaceae.